AUGGCCGCCCCCAGUGCGCCAGCGACCUCGACCGACGACUUUCCCAGUUCCGCACCCUCUUCACCGUCACCAGCACAUGGACCCUUGGACGACAUGGCGCAUAGCGUCUCCGAAACCGACCAUGUCAAGAGCUCCAAUGCGCCCGACUUGGACCUACCGCCCCUGCCCACUGACGGCGAAGACAGCUUCCUGCAGCAAGACUUUAACGAGGGCAACACGCAUGCCGACGGCAGUGUGCUCACGGACCACGAGAUGAAGCGCCAGCUUAUGGACCUCGAGUCGAGCUUCCUGCCCGAAGCCCCUGCGCAGGCCGAGGCAGCGCGGGGUUUGUCUGGAGCGGACGACACCUACCUGUUCGGCGGCUCACCAGGAACCGCGCGUCCACAGUCGCCCGAGGCACAGUCCGACGCCGACCUGCAAAGGGUCAUGGCCAAUCUGGAAGAGAUGACCAAGCCGAAGAAGAAGCCCAAGAAGCUCGAGGUGCGGAGCGGAAACACGCCGACCAAGCCCACCCAUGACCCCGACUCCUCGAUCCUGUCCGACGAACCACCCACGCCGGCGGACGCAUACAAGACGCCCGCGGCUCGGCGGCUGGACUUUGGCGAUGAGGACUCACCGGAUGAUGCUGCUGCUGCUUCAACCUCAGAGGCCGCGCCGUCCUCGCCCUCUGCGGACGCUGCGCUGCGCAACCAGUCGCGGACAACCGUGGGAGGCUCUGCCGACGGCAACGAGUCAGGACCAGACGGCUCAAGCGAUGCGCAAGUCUUCGGAGGCGCUGAGAUGAAAGAAGUGGACCAUUCCCUGCGUCCGACGUCGAGCGCCUCGACCGUGAAGGCCCCGGACUUUACUCAGCUCGAAGAAGCAUCGUCGCUUCUCACCUCAGAUCACGACCUCAGCAUGGAGAGUCUCGCCGUUCCUCACCCAGCCUCCGCGUCCCUAACGUCACCAAGCUCAAAGAAGCGACCGAGCUUCCUGCAGAACCGCCAUUCAAGCCAGCGCUCAUCGGUGUCUUCCUUCACGAAUCGUUCAGAUGCGUCUGGCGAUGGUGCUAGUACAGCCAGUCUCGGCGCAGACUAUGCCUUGCAGACAGGCGGCGCAGUGCCUCGAUCAGUGCCACAUAGGAGCAGCCUAGGUCUUUCAAGGCUACCCAGUCUCGGCAGCAUCGCAUCGUCAAUGUCUGGGUAUAGUGACACCAAUCCUUGGGAAAAGCAUCGGAGCUUUAGUAACAACUCGCUCUCUGGCCUGCUCCAUCCGGAUGCAAGUCUGGGCCGACUUGAUGAAGAACACCCCGGCGUUGGGACCCCUCCGGAGACGCCACGUGCUCCAAGCGUGCAGGCUUCUGCUCCAACCGACACUGUCAUCGCCAGACACGUACAGGAUAUCCAGGUGCCCGAUACUAUCGCUCGCGAGUUCCGUGCAAAGCAUUCGCGAUCACCGGAUAAGCGACACAUGGCCACUCCUUUUACGCGGAGUAAACACAACCUGACCCUCAAGGAGCAGAACAGUAAAAUCGACAAGCUCAGCAAAGAGAACUUCGACCUGAAACUCAAGAUCCACUUCCUUGACCAGGCGUUACAGAACCGAUCUGACGAGGGCGUCAAGGACAUGAUCUCCAAGAACGUCCAGUUACAGACCGACCUUGCGACUGAAAAGAAAGAGACCCAGUCAUUGCGGAAAAAGCUACGAGAUCUCGAGCGCAGACUGAAAGCGCACGAGGAAGGACUGGUGCCAACAAGAGAGAUCGGCAGUGGCUCUGACGAUGGCAAGAGUGACGGCUCGGAGCGACAGGCUGAGCUCGAAGAAGAGAUCGAAUUUCUCCGCGAGCGUUUAGAAAGCACAGAGACCAUUGUCGAGCAGUGGAAGCAGGAAGCUCUUCAGAAAGAAGCUGACACCCGGCGAAUGGCAGACUACAUAAAAACCAUGAGGGACAAGAGCCCAUCAGGAGAAUCUGCUAGCCGCGAUGAGGCUAUGUUGAGAGAAGACAUUGAAGAGGAACGUGCUCGACGUGAACAGGUCGAGACCCGAUGCCAGCAAGCCGAGAUUGAGAGUGAAAACCUUCGAGCUGAGGUGCAGCGACUGAAGACGCAGAACGCACAACUGCAGCAACAACCUGCGACGAACCACCACAUCAACAAAAUUUACAACAGCACUCGGCGAAUCCAUCAGUCGUUUACAUCUCGAUCUCAGUCAGGCUCCGAGGGCAACAAUGAGCAGGCCGCUCCACUGUCUAUUGGUGGCACAAGCGGAACCUUGGUCGAUCAGUUGCAGAGCGAUAACGACAAACUGCAGCGCGACCUCCAUGCUCAGGUCUCUAUGCUUACCUCGAGAAAUCGCGAGAACUUGCGCCUCCGUGAAGAGAACGAAGGCUUGAAAUUGACCAUCCGUCGUGGAGAUGCCGGAUCGGUCGCCGGCGACAGUAUCCUCGAACGAUCGAUAUCGCGCAACCACAUGCGGUCUGUAUCUAGGGCGAGCGGUGGCACACGCGUUACCCAGAUCAGUGACCCAGAACGAGAAGAUCUCGAAAGCAAGUAUGCUACACUGAGGGACGAGCUGUCCCAAAUGAAACUGUCUUACAAGGAACUCGAUGAUCAACUUAACGGACACUUGGACAUGCUGGAAACCGCAGAGAACAAAGUUACAGAGCUUGAGAAAGAAAUCGAAGCUUCCACAGAGGAUCUACAAGCACUUUCGAACGAAAGAGACGAGGCUUUGGAAAUGUUGCAGGACAAGGAGCAGGAGUGCGAGGAACUCAGACAGGAGGCACUCGACACAGUCCAGCGACUCGAAAACGAACUUGACCAGAGACAACAAGAACGCGAACGACUUAUAAUCGAGCUCGAAAACACAACGGAGGACUUCAAUGCACUGCAGCAAGAGAUGAAGAACGUAAGCGAGAGUCUGUUGAAUCUCGAGGACGAUCGAGACGCUAGUCUGCGAAAGAUUCACACUCUGGAGAGCGAGCUUGCAGAUGCCAACCACGAAUUGGGCAGACAAGACAAGCUUCUCAACGAUGAGAGAUCAAAGACAGAAAGACUUGAAGUUCAAUUGGAGACCUGCCAAGGGGAGAUUGAUUUCCUGCGCGAGGAACAAGAGGGAGACAAGAUAAAGAUUGGCGAGCUGGAGUCUGCGUACAACAAUGCUCAAAUCACCAUACAAGAUGGCAAGGAACGCCUGCGAGACCUCGAAGAGCGAUUUGCCGGGGAACGUCAGCAGCGUGACGUACUGGAGAAUCAAGGGAAGCAGGAAGCAGAAAAGAUUAUCAACGAGCUCAAUGGACAGCUGUCCAAGCUCAAGGAAGACGCCAGGAGGUUACGGAAAAAUCUUUCAAGCAAGGAAGUAGAGGCUUCAACCUGGAAACAGCGACUCGAGGAGCUUGAGCAAGGCCUUCGUGACUCUCUCGGCAACCCCAACGGGUCGAGACCCAGUCUUUUCAAAAGCUACUUUGAACGCGAGCGCCAGGCCCGACGUCAAGAGCAAAACAAUUACGAGACAGCAAAGCGGGGCCAUCAGUCAGUCAGCAAGACGGUGCAGCAGCACGAAACCAGAGUACUCGAGCUGGAAACACUUCGCAGCCAAGACCGCCAAAGACUUCACGGUCUUGAGAGGCAGUACAAGGAGCAGUUGCUCGAGCGUAAUAAUUUGCUCUACGCGUUGUGGAACCGCCUGUCCACACUGUGUGGUGCCGAGUGGUGUCGCAAUAACGCUCUUGUUAAUGGUGAGCUUACUUCCAUGGAGCUCAUAUCCAAGAACAUCCAGGGUUUCAACAAGAACAUAAUCUUGGCUGUCAAGACCGUUGAGGGCAUCAUUGGAGGCUUUAAGAUCCGGAUACGAACAAUGGAGAAAGAUUUGAUCCGGGACUACCAAACUCUGGAGCAUACUCUAGAUGUUCGUGUCAAGCGAUUGGAUCAGCUCGAAAGGAUGGUCCAGGCACAGCGACAAUCCAUGUCGAUUGGUCGACCAAGUACCGUCCGUGGCGGGCUUGUUGACGUCAACUCCACAGAAGUAACAAAGCUUCGAACGGAGAACAAGAAUCUGCGCACAGAAGUCCAGACCCUUCGUGCCAUCACCACAACUACGCAAUCCGGCAAUGAAGUCAUCGUCAGCCGUUCGCCCUCCCGCAAUGGCUCGCCGACGUCAACGAAACGAGCUAGCAUGGCACAAACCCUUCUCCGCGCGCAGUCCGCUUCCGUCGUUGAACAGCUCCAAAACCAACCAACAGGGCACCCGUACCCCGCAGCAGGACCGCUUCAACCUAGUGAGCAGAAAUGGAUACAUCGUCUCAAGGAGCUGGAGCGCCGAUUGAAAGCCGAGCGAGAAGCCAGACUUCUCGAUCGCAGUGGUGCGAGGAAGCGUCUGGAACAGAAAGUCGAAGAAAAUGCCGAUCUACGAGCCAUGCUAGAAAAGGAGCGAGAGCUAAAGGGCGAAGACGGGGAAAGUGUAAUCAGAAGUGCAUCGGCCGCCGGAAGCCGCACCGGUAGAAGUGGGCGACAAAGCGUGGCUCCCAGCAUGAGACAGGAGCGUGAAGAGUCAUCGGACAUGUAUUAG
This is a messenger RNA of Parastagonospora nodorum SN15, 4545 nucleotides long. RefSeq lists its product as hypothetical. Bases 1 to 4545 code for a protein of 1514 amino acids. Gene Ontology annotation, cellular component: microtubule organizing center. The transcript has 2 exons. The record is from RefSeq and is a predicted model, not a curated record. Lineage: Eukaryota; Fungi; Ascomycota; Dothideomycetes; Pleosporales; Phaeosphaeriaceae.